Messenger RNA from Naumovozyma dairenensis CBS 421, 963 nucleotides. It is a transcript of the gene KTI12, whose product is annotated as Kti12p. Lineage: Eukaryota; Fungi; Ascomycota; Saccharomycetes; Saccharomycetales; Saccharomycetaceae. The record is from RefSeq and is a predicted model, not a curated record. The coding region runs from base 1 to 963 and encodes 320 amino acids. The transcript has a single exon.
AUGCCAUUAAUCCUAUUUACAGGUUACCCAUGUAGUGGUAAAACCACCAUGGCGAAAGAAUUGAUGAGCCUUUUAAAUGAAAAAAUUAAAUCAGAACCAUCUCUUUCGAAAUAUACAAUCACAUAUCAUUCUGAUGAAACAUUAGGUAUAGAACAUUCAGAUUAUAUUACUUCACAAUCCGAAAGAAAGUUAAGAUCUAAAAUUACAUCUGCUGUGAAAAGAGAUCUUUCCAAAACAAAUAUCGUCAUUGUAGAUUCUUUAAAUUAUAUUAAAGGUUUCCGUUAUCAACUUCAUUGUGAAGUGAAAAAUUUAUCAACUACAUUUUCAUUAAUUCAAAUUAUGUGCCCCUACGAAACUACCAUACAAUGGAAUGACGACAAACCUGAUUUCACAACAAAAUGGGAUCAUGAAUUGAUUGAUCAAUUGAUUCAACGUUAUGAGGAACCAAACCCACAAAAUCGUUGGGAUUCACCAUUAUUCCCUAUAUUAAUCAAUACAGAUACCAUGCAAGAUCAUUUCGAUAAUAUAUGUUCAGCAAUAUUCAAGACAAAUAAAAAUUCAAAAAUCACUGGUAAUAAUAAAAAUUUAGAUCCAUUAAAUAAUGCAUUAAAUAAACCAAAUUCCGUGACUAUUUUGAAACCCGCCAAUAAGGAGAAUUUCAUUCAAGUGAUAGAUUCUGAAUGUGCAAAGAUCAUAAAAAUUAUAAUGAAUCAUAUAAAGACGAUGGAAUCAAUUGGGAAUUAUAGUAAUAAUAGUACAAGAAUCAUCGUCUCUGAAAACGUCACUGAUAUAAAUGAUGAUAGAUGUGUUUAUGUCGAUUUACCAUUAUCUAAUGUUAAUUUGGCUAAAUUACAACGAUUGAAAAGACAAUUUGUCGCUUUGAAUAGAGUGAGAGAUAUGGAUACUGAUAGAAUUAUGCCUCUUUUUGCAGACUAUUUAAAUAGAUAUUUGAAUGAUGAAUGA